Molecule: messenger RNA, 4867 nt
Organism: Cynoglossus semilaevis (tongue sole)
Lineage: Eukaryota; Metazoa; Chordata; Actinopteri; Pleuronectiformes; Cynoglossidae
Gene: apbb1
Product: amyloid beta (A4) precursor protein-binding, family B, member 1 (Fe65)
Exons: 15
Coding region: 180-2243 (687 amino acids)
Biological process (GO): regulation of DNA-templated transcription
Cellular component (GO): nucleus; cytoplasm
Molecular function (GO): amyloid-beta binding; transcription factor binding
Source: RefSeq, a predicted model, not a curated record
GGGAUGUGACGUCAAUCGGUGACGCAGGUUCGCCCUCCAUCAGCAGCCGAGCCCUCUGACAGAAAACACCAACCGCAUACGGAGAGGCACCAAGGUUUGUGGAAAUAUGUAGUUAACUGACACCGAAUAUUUCGACAACGAGGUUCUGGGGGAACUGAGCAGUUGCAUGGGCAGUUACCAUGGGAGGCCAUGAUGAUGUCCCAUAUGUUGUGAGUAAACAAAAGCAAGAUGAGGAGCUGAAGAACAAACUGAAGGACAGUAGCCAUUGGUGUGACCAGGAAACCACUGGUAACAAUGCAAAGUGGGUCAAAGAAGGCCAGAAUCAGCUUAGGAAAGUAGCUGAGAACCAGCAGGAACAAGACCAUAACUGCAACAUCAGUCAGAAUGGAAACGAGGAUGAUUUCCCUCAUCACAACACCACAAGAGAAGAACAACAAGGAAAUGAGGAGCAGACCAAAUCUACUAAAAUUGCAAUAAGCCCAGGUCUUAGCCAGGAGGAGUCCAAGAACCUCCUCAACGAACCACUUCUCAUCAAUACUCUGGAGUCCACAGAAAAAAAGGAAGGAGAGGCGGCUAAAGAGAAGGAAAAGAAUGCAGAAAAUGACGAGGAGACAACGGGUGAUACCAGAGGAGAGAAAGUAUCAGAAGAACAGGGUGACGUGGAGUCUCAGAGAGAAGGGAGUGUAGGAGGGAGAAAUGCCUGCCUCCUCUUUUCCAACAUGAAUGGGACACCAAGUGAUGAAGAGGCAAACUGGCCUGGAUUGUCCCAGGAAGCAACUGCUGACAGCUCUCCAAAUGGCAACAAAGAGUCCUUUUGGGACUCCAAUGCUUUUGAGACAGACACGGACUUGCCCUCAGGCUGGAUGAGGGUUCGUGACACAUCAGGCACUUACUACUGGCAUAUCCCUACAGGCACCACCCAGUGGGAGCCUCCAUCUCCCCUUAGUAAAGUUGUUGACUCAAUCAUGUCCUCCUCUAUGUCCCUGGAGACAACUCCUUGUGAGGAGCCCGAGGAAUCCUGGACUCACCUUUCCAGCACAGAUGAAGGGGCUGAAGGAGAAGGAGAACUGUGGAAGGAGGAGGAGGAAGAGGAGGAGGCAGAAGUCGCAUCUGAUCAAAGUCUGAAGGAGUUUGAGGGAGCGACCUUACGCUAUGCUUCCAUUAACCUAAACUACAAUUGUUCCCAGUCUGAGGAAGAUGAGAAGCUCCCACCACUGUUCACUGACUUAGAAACAAAGUGUUUUGCAGUGCGUUCACUGGGCUGGGUUGAAAUGUCUGAAGAGGACAUGGCUCCUGGCAAGAGCAGCAUUGCUGUCAACAACUGCAUCAGACAGCUGUCGUACCACAAACACAACCUUCAUGACACUGUUGGAAUCUGGGGAGAGGGUAAAGACAUGCUGAUGGUUUUGGAAAAUGACACAAUGAACUUGAUUGACCCGCUGGGCCAGACUCUGCUUCAUGCUCAGCCAAUUGGCAGCAUCAGAGUUUGGGGUGUGGGCAGAGACAAUGGCAGGGAAAGGGACUUUGCAUACGUGGCUCGGGACAACCUGACCCAAGUUCUUAAGUGUCACGUUUUCCGCUGCGACUCGCCUGCCAAAAACAUCGCCACCAGCUUACAUGAGAUGUGUUCAAAGAUAAUGAUGGAGAGAAGGGCAACCAGGCCCGGGGCUGGCAGACACAGCUUCGAUAAACCCAUGGUCAUCCCUGUUGAAGAGUUUCCAGCUCCUAAGAAUGAACUUGUUCAGCGCUUUAAUGUUUACUACCUUGGUUGUGAAGCGGUGGCUAAACCAACUGGUGUGGAGGUGGUCAAUGAUGCUCUGGAGGCAGCAAUGAAUAGCAAAGACAAGAACGAUUGGACCCCCGUCUCCGUCAAUGUCGCACCAGCAACCCUCACAAUACUUUCAAGACAGAAUGAGGAGGUUCUGUCAGAGUGCAGGGUUCGCUUCCUGUCUUUUAUGGGUGUUGGCAAGGACGUCCACACCUUUGCCUUCAUCAUGGCAGAAGGUCCGCAAGAUUUCAUCUGUCACAUGUUUUGGUGCGAUCCCAAUGCUGCCAGUCUGAGUGAGGCUGUACAGGCGGCCUGCAUGCUGCGCUACCAGAAGUGUUUGGAUGCACGUCCACCCAGCCUGGCCUCCUGCCUGCCCACUCCUCCUGCUGACUCAGUGGCUCGACGUGUCAAGAAAGGGGUGCAGAGUCUACUGGGCAGCUUCAAGAGCUACAGGUCAGGCUCUCAGUCCCCCUGAGCCAGACAGAAGAUUACACAAGCUCUAAAUCACAAAGGGUCCAUCAUAAUAUUCCUUCUUCACUCUCACCUCCUCCCAUCUCACCGCCACUCUUUCGCCUUACGACAACUUGACUUGUCUGGUUAGUAGUCCAGUAGGUGGAUUAGUUUCUGGAGGAAUGUGUCUCUAAAGAGAGCAUUUUAUUUCUUAAUCCAGCUUUACUUUUAUGCAAAAAAAAAAAAAAACUCUCAUCUCCAAACGUAUGUACACCCGGCACUUUUGUUUCACUGCUGGGGUUAUUUGAUCUCAUCUUAACUAUUUUUGUGUUUUAACAGAAACAAUGCUAUGAAUGUUGGUUGUGCACAGUAGUUUACAUGCUAUGAAAAAGAGGUUGCUUCUGUUAUAUUUUCAGUGCAGUUAUCUUUGACACUAUUUUUUAAACUAACUGAGGCCUUGGUCAUACUUUUCCACAUCCUGUGUCAGAAGAGAGAUGCUAUAUUUUUCAGCUAUAUGUCUUUGUGAAAGCUCAGCUCACCUAUGGACUAAUUGGACCAUGGCUGGAUCAAGACAAGCUGAUCAGAGUUUUUGAAAAAUCAAUCAAAUCAACUUGAGUGAUUUAAAAAAAUUCAAAUGACUUGUUCGGUAUUUAUAUAUAGUGAGACAAGAGUGAAGGAUUUAACCAUGAACAGUCUGCAGGAACUAUGUAAUGUCUGUUUCAUUUCAUAGUUCCUGCACACUGUCCUUAUGACGUCUCUGGUGGUCCAGGACUGGAUCCCUGUGACCAGAUGUCAAGAACUGACUAAAGUUCCUACACACAAAGGUCACUGUCCCUUCUCCCUUUGCAGGAAUUGUCCCAGUCAAAAAUGACAUGUGAUAUUUGCACGCUUUGUUUUGCCCAAUGCUCUUCCUAAUGCAGCUUUUGAAUAAGCACAUCUGUGCAGACAAACAGACAGGGAUGGAUGACUCGAUAAAAAAUUAGAUCCUUGUAGAUCUUUAGAGAUACAGUACACACGUGUGGAAAGUAUGCCAAGGCUUUAAAAGGUACUGUAAUGAAGCCGUGGUCACACAGUGUCAGGUUUCCUAAUAAUGUUUUUCUUGUACAGCAUCAUUGCACGUCUCUCUGCCACCACGGCUCAUAACCCUAGCGCAGCAGCCAUGUCAGUAUGUGCCACGUAGUGACAUCUCCUCUAAAUCCCUCCAGAACAAUGUACCUUAGUCUUCCAAAGGAAACCACGAUCGUCUGUCACAUAGCGAACAACCUCCGAUUUGACUCUAGCCAGUUUCUCAUAGCAUUCUGCAUGAACAUAUGGUAGUUCAGUGCUGGUGUGCAAUAAUGGGAUGUUUCUGUAUGGUAUGUUGAUCAGUGGAGUGUGUGUGGCCAAUGGAACAGCAGAGCCAUGUUAUAAUUCACUCUAUUCUUACAAGAAGAGUAAAAAAAAUAAAGGAGUAAAUAAAAAUACUCUGGGUUUCCCCGCAGCUGUUCAGCACCAACAGAACUCCUGAACAGCACUGCAGAGACUCGCCACACGCUGCAUGUUCUGAUAGCUUAGACUUCUGGGUGCUUGAGACCCGUCAGUGUAUACUGUAAAUUCUUGCUCUGUGUGUCUGUUUGGUCAACGGAGGCUGGAGUCCAUGUGUUGUUUAGUGUCACAUAGGCAUGUCACUCUCGUUAGUGUUUUAUAAUUAAGUUAGCAUUAGAUCGUCAGACCCGACGUUAGUUCCCACAGAGUGAAAUGGAGCCGGUUGACGCUUGUAUUAAUAGUCAGUGUAUAUAAGAAAGAUAGAACUUCUACUGUGGGUCACCUUCUUUCCCCUCGACCACAUUUUAAUGUGCGUGUCCUUCAGCUGCUCCGGUAAAUGUAUUUUUUAUUAUUUUAACACAACAAUGUACACCCUGAAAAAAGUUUAACACUAGCUAAUUAGAGAUAGUUUGUUUUUUUUAAUUAGGAAACACUAAUAACCAAGUCGUAGUUUAACCUUGUGUCUGUCAGUGAUCAAUACUGUGUGUAGCACAAUAAUAGAAGUCACAGUAACGAUGCAUCUUUAAUUUUGUUGGAGUGAAAAGAACAUCUGCAGGGUAAAUAUAAUAAGAUGAAAAGUUUAUUUGCAGUUAAAAAAAAUCUUUCAAAUAAAAUUAAAUGAUAAAAUACACACCGUGAAUGUAUGUCUAGUUCCCGUGGCUGGUUUACGAAUUAUUUUUAUCCUUUAUUCCGCUUGACUGUCUCUCUAAAAAUAAUUUCAAAUAUGAGAUGAGACUGUAUUGGAUCUUGCUACCAGUAGAAUAUACAUUUACAAAACUGUCCAUGUGUCAGAAAUUCAAGUUGACAACUUAGGAUACACUGAAACUCUAACAACUGCCUCUUAAGAUGAGUGGAAGAUAUAACACUAAUGGAAACAACAGACUUCUUUAUGACAUAUAUAUAUAUAUAUAAAUAAUAUAUAUAUUACUGCCAUGUGUCAUGCCAUGUUGGAAUUGUGCUUUUCUCCUCCAAUGUUUUGCCGUGUCUUGUGGGUGGCAACACUACAGCUGGACGAAUUAGAGAAAAUUAACAGAUUAAUUUAUUUCCGUUUCUGUAAAUUAGGUGUACAAACUUUAUGUAUAUAGAAAGUCACUGCACAAUAAAUGUGAACAUAUCUGAACUGUU